This is a messenger RNA of Nicotiana attenuata, 2809 nucleotides long. Its product is annotated as transcription factor EGL1-like. NCBI's taxonomy places the organism in Eukaryota, Viridiplantae, Streptophyta, Magnoliopsida, Solanales, Solanaceae. The transcript is spliced from 8 exons. The coding region runs from base 682 to 2553 and encodes 623 amino acids. The record is from RefSeq and is a predicted model, not a curated record. Gene Ontology annotation, molecular function: protein dimerization activity.
UUUAGCACUUUUCACAUAAAUACUGUCUACUUGUCUUUUGCUUACUUUCUUCCUCCCCAAAGAGCCAUCACUAACCACCAACUUUGUUUUUUCUGCUUCUUUUGUUUUCAAAAUUUAAUGGUUUUUGGUUUUCUCUUUUGUGGUGCAAAUACAGAGAAAACAAAAAAAAAAGAUUAAUCACUUCUUGAUUUUCACUGUAGGCCCAAAGUGUUUCAGUUUCUGACUUUAAAGACUUGAUUUUUAUUGCCUUUUUCAACCUUUUUUUUCACCUUUUCAGUACAAUUCUUUAGCAUAAUUACUCCACCAUUGAAAUCCCACUUGUUGUACAUUUCAAUAACUUAAAAGGAUUUGUGGGGGAACUGCAAUUAAGUAGCUUCAGUCUUGUUUGGUAAAUACAUGCCAAGUUGUGCAUGUCACUAUCUUGAUAUGAUUUUUAGCUUAAUAGGGUACUUAGUCAUUAACAUUAUCCUUGUGAAAAAAUGGAAUUUUUAGCCAUGGUUUUAUGAAGUUAGGUACUUAAAAAAUUGGACCAAAAUAGAUUUGGUCCUGAGAUUUAAGAUCCUAUUUGGUUCAAGAUUUCUGUUUUCUUGGUGUAUUCCAAUUUGGUGUUGUUCUUAGUGUAUUUUUGGAGCUGAGUUUCUUUUACUUUCAUUUUGGAGUUAAAAAGUUAGAGUCUUGAAAAUGGCUAUGGGACACCAAGACCAAGAUGGAGUUCCAAACAACUUGAGAAAGCAACUUGCUCUUGCUGUUAGAGGUAUUCAAUGGAGCUAUGCAAUCUUCUGGUCAACUCCAGUUACACAGCCAGGGGUGUUGGAAUGGAGUGAUGGGUACUAUAAUGGGGAUAUCAAGACUAGGAAGACAGUUCAGGCAGGGGAAGUUAAUGAAGAUCAGCUGGGAUUGCACAGAACUGAGCAAUUGAGAGAACUUUAUAGUUCACUCUUAACAGGUGAAAGUGAAGAAGACCUACAACCACAGGCCAAAAGGCCCUCGGCUGCAUUAUCUCCCGAAGAUCUCACUGAUACAGAGUGGUAUUUCUUAGUAUGCAUGUCGUUCAUCUUCAAUGUUGGACAAGGGUUGCCGGGGAAGACCUCAGCGACGAAUCAAACUAUCUGGCUAUGCAAUGCUCACCAAGCAGAGAGUAGAGUAUUUUCACGCUCUCUGCUGGCAAAGAGUGCAUCUAUCCAGACUGUCGUAUGCUUUCCAAGUUUAGGAGGCGUAAUUGAGCUGGGAGUCACCGAGCUUGUCUUAGAAGAUCCCAACCUCAUUCAGCAAAUAAAAAAUUCCUUUGAGGUUGAUCACUCUGUUAUUCCGAAGAGGCCAGAUUAUGUCUCCAACGAUGCAAAAGAUGACAUGAAUGUCGUUAGCCGAAAGCUUGAUCGUAAUGUACUUGAAAGUGAUGCUUAUCCAGUUGAAAUAAACAACAGUUCACCGCAUGAUAGUUCAAACGGUUUUGUGGCCAAUCAAGAGGCAGAAGAUUCUUUACUGGUGGUAGGCGUUAUUGGGGAAACUUCACAAGCUCAAAGCUGGAAGUUCGUGGAUGAUAAUAUGAGUAACAGUGUGCAUAAUUCUUUGAAUUCCAGUGACUGCAUCUCUCAAAAUUAUGAAAAGUUGUCGCCUCUUUCGAGUGGAGAAAAAGAAACUAAGCCUUGCCCAAUAGACCGUCAAGAGCACAAUCAGAAUAAACUGCAUCUUUUAGAUCACCAAGGAGAUGACACUCAAUAUCAAGCUGUCAUUUCUACCCUUUUAAAAAGCUCGGACCAAUUAACUUUGGGACCACAUUUUAGAAAUAUUAACAAAAAGUCAAGCUUUGCUGGUUGGAAGAAUGAUGCUCAAACGCCAAGAAUAGGAACUGCACAAAAACUAUUGAAGAAGGUACUUCUUGAAGUUCCUAGAAUGCAUGGUGGUGUUACACAUAAAUUCAGCAGACAUAAUCGUAAAAAAAACUGCCUUUGGAGACCGGAGGUUGAUGACAUUGAUAGAAGCCGUGUUAUUUCAGAGAAAAGGCGAAGAGAAAAGAUAAAUGAGAGAUUUAUGCAUCUUGCAUCAAUGCUGCCAACUGGUGGCAAGGUUGACAAAAUUUCACUGCUUGACGAGACAAUAGAAUACAUGAAGGAGCUUGAGAGGAGAGUUCAAGAGCUGGAAGCUAGAUCAGGAAAAAAAACAAAUGAUACUGCAGAGCAGACAUCUGAUAAUUGUGGCACUAGCAAAUUCAAUGACGUCAAGGGAUCGUCACUAAAGAGGAAGGCAUGUGAUUUGGAUGAAACGGAACCUGAAAGCUGUAAUAAAUUACUGAAAGGUAGUUCAGCUGAUAGCAUUGUCAUCAAUAUGAUCGAUAAGGAAGUCUCGAUCAAGAUGAGGUGUCUUUGGAGCGAGGGCUUGUUACUUAAGAUUAUGGAGGCACUAACCGAUCUACAGAUGGAUUGCCAUACGGUUCAAUCUUCCAAGAUUGAUGGGAUUUUAUCCAUUGCUAUUGAAUCCAAGUCAAAUGGAUUGAAAACUGUAUCAGUUGGAGCAAUUAGAGAAGUACUUCAGAGAGUAGUCUGGAAAUCUUGAUGAUCAUUUAAGAUUGGUGAAUUAUCUCCAUCUGAAAACGAUGCCGAUUAGUCAUGUCCUUAGAGGAUAGUUAGAGCUUGUGUAUAUUUUUCUACUUUGGAAAUGCAUUUUGCAUAGAUUUGACAGCCUACAGAGAAGUAGUAAUUUGGAGUAACUUUCUUCCAAUGUAUCAUGUUUCUUGAUCAUCACUUGGUUUGUGGUCCUCUGAGAAGUUCAUGAAAGUAGAGUUGCUGAAUCUUGCAAUUGAUUUCUGUCA